This is a messenger RNA of Aspergillus caelatus, 702 nucleotides long. RefSeq lists its product as uncharacterized. The transcript has 2 exons. The record is from RefSeq and is a predicted model, not a curated record. Lineage: Eukaryota; Fungi; Ascomycota; Eurotiomycetes; Eurotiales; Aspergillaceae. Bases 219 to 656 code for a protein of 145 amino acids.
GACGGGAUCUUGGCUAUUCUAAAACAGCAAAUCCCUUGAAGUGUCAUAUGAGGAACGUGGCCAUUGGGCAUCAACAAGCGCCGUUUGCAUAGGCUUGUUUCCAUAAUUUGGGUGUGGUUGCCAGGAUCUUGUGCAGUGUCAACAGAUCCAGGGCAGCAAAUACUCAUUCGAUACGCCUCUGUACCAUACGUUCUAUUGGACACCCGCCUGUCUUCACGAUGUACUAUGUUUUAUACCUUGCGAGUCUCUGCCGACGCCGCCGCUGGCCGGAGCCCCAGUUUGAGGCCUAUGAAGGCCCUACCGGGUAUACCUGCAUUGUUCGCGUCAAUAAUCGGGAAUACCAGACGGACACUGUUUACCAAAACGAAACCCUGGCUCGAGAGAACGCCGCAAUGCGAGCAUACCUCAUUUGUCGGAAUUUUUCCGUCAACGAUGGCAUGUAUCCUGCUGGACAUGACCACGGAGGCGUUGUCCAGGGAAUGCCUGUGGCGAUAGGUACUGGCCGAAAGACCCGCUAUGAUGAUACCGAUACCUCGACCAGUGGAGGAAGCAGAAGCGGAGGGAGCAGUCCCGAAAGCUACGAGGGAGGACGAUUCAGUCAGGAAAGACCCGUUGUGCCAUCGAGGGCCCUCGCAUUUAGCAGUCGUGGAAUGUAGUCGUCCCUGCUGUCCUCAGAAUAUUGUGAUCAAGCGGAACUCGGCG